Molecule: messenger RNA, 3321 nt
Organism: Hylaeus volcanicus
Lineage: Eukaryota; Metazoa; Arthropoda; Insecta; Hymenoptera; Colletidae
Gene: Gpo1
Product: glycerol-3-phosphate dehydrogenase, mitochondrial
Exons: 12
Coding region: 186-2342 (718 amino acids)
Biological process (GO): glycerol-3-phosphate metabolic process
Cellular component (GO): glycerol-3-phosphate dehydrogenase (FAD) complex; mitochondrion
Molecular function (GO): calcium ion binding; glycerol-3-phosphate dehydrogenase (quinone) activity
Source: RefSeq, a predicted model, not a curated record
CACUCGCGCGAAUCAGUGAAAUGCGUGCCGGCGUUCUCGACGAAUAUGUGCACCAUUGACUGUUAGCUCCGCAGAUCGCACUCGUCAUCGCUGUGCGUGUCCACGAGAGUCACGGGGGAAUCGGCUGUGAACUUCGCUUCCAAUCUUUCUUGGAAGAUUGUCGUCUCGGCCUUAAGUGACGUAAAAUGGCAUCGUUGAAGCUGCUGGUGGGUGGCGCCAGUGCCAUAGGUGCUAGUGCACUCACCUCUUAUCUCUUGCUGUCCGAUAAUACAGUUUACGCGGACAAGUCCGUUCAAAAGAAGAGGCCCUUGCCGACGAGGGAGGACCAAGUGAAGACGUUGAAGACUCAAGAUGAAUACGAUGUCCUUAUUGUUGGUGGCGGUGCGACAGGGGCUGGAUGUGCGUUGGACGCCUGCACGAGAGGUCUGAGAACUGCUUUAAUCGAGGGGGACGACUUCGCGUCCGGCACGUCUUCUAGAAGUACGAAACUGAUUCACGGAGGGGUGCGUUAUUUACAAAAGGCCAUAAUGCAAGUGGACAUCGAGCAAUAUAAAAUGGUGAAGGAAGCGCUGCACGAAAGGGCUUCGAUGUUGCAAAGCGCGCCUCACUUGGCUCAUCCUCUGCCUAUCAUGUUACCCGUGUACACGUGGUGGCAAAUACCUUAUUACUGGUUCGGUAUAAAGAUGUACGACCUGGUAGCUGGAAGCAAGACAGUGAAGUCGUCCUACUUCCUCAGCAAAUCCGACGCUUUGGAGUUGUUCCCUAUGCUUAAAGGAGACAAACUCACAGGAGCUAUUGUUUACUACGAUGGUCAACAAGACGAUGCCAGGAUGAAUUUGGCAGUCGCUCUGACUGCCUCGCGACACGGUGCAACAGUCGUAAAUCACGUGACAGUCGUUAAUCUCUUGAAAGGCCUCGACAAGGAUGGUAACCGAGUGCUUACCGGCGCGCGUGUGAGAGACGAACUCACUGGGGAGGAGUGGGACGUUAAAGCUAAAGCGAUUAUCAACGCGACGGGACCCUUCACGGAUCACAUUAGAAAAAUGGACGACCAUAUGGUCAAAGAGAUUUGUUGCCCUUCCUCUGGCGUACACAUCGUACUUCCAGGCUACUACAGUCCGGACCAGAUGGGCCUUCUGGAUCCAGCGACGAGCGACGGCCGAGUGAUCUUCUUUUUACCCUGGCAGAAGCAAACGAUCGCUGGCACGACCGACUUACCUUGCGAGGUGACGCACAAUCCCCGACCCACGGAGGACGAGAUAAUGUUUAUUCUCCGCGAAGUGAAGAACUACCUGAACCCGGACGUCGAAGUUCGCCGAGGUGACGUCCUGUCCGCCUGGAGCGGCAUCAGGCCCCUCGUCUCCGACCCGAACAAACCCAACACCCAGUCUCUCGCGAGAAAUCACAUCGUCCACGUCAGUCCCACGAAACUCAUCACGAUAGCCGGUGGGAAAUGGACGACCUACAGGGCUAUGGCUGAAGAAACGAUCGACACUGCUAUCAAAGCUUGCAACCUGAAGCCAGCGAGAUCCUGCCAGACCAACGGGUUCCUGUUGGAAGGAGCUCACGGAUGGAGCCCGACGAUGUACAUCAGAUUAGUGCAAGAUUUUGGAUUAGAGUGCGAGGUAGCGCAGCACCUAGCCAAGAGCUACGGGGACCGAGCGUUUGCUGUAGCCAAGAUGGCAUCCCUCACUGGCAAGCGAUGGCCAAUCAUUGGUCAAAAGAUCCACCCUGAAUUCCCGUACAUAGACGCCGAAAUUCGAUACGGUUGCCGCGAGUACGCGCGAACAGCGAUCGACAUGAUCGCGCGACGCUUGAGACUAGCGUUCCUGAACGUCCAAGCAGCGCAGGAGGCUCUGCCAGGUAUCAUAGAUAUCAUGGCGGAGGAGCUGCACUGGACGAACGACGAGAAGAACAAGCAGCACAAGCAAGCCAGCGAUUUCCUCGCGAACGAGAUGGGCCAGAUGGUGAAUCGCGCCUCUCGCGACAAGAUCCCCAUCAAUCUCACCAAGGAGGAGAUCCAGCUGUACAUCAAGCGGUUCGGUAUCAUCGACAAGGACAACAAAGGCUACGUGUCCGUGAACGACAUCAGGAGAGGACUCAAGCUAUUCGGUGACAAGGAAGUACCUGGCGAAGAGCUUCACGAAAUACUGCGCGAAAUCGACACUAAUAUGAACGGUCAAGUCGAAUUGGACGAGUACCUUCAGAUGAUGUCUGCCAUAAAGUCUGGACACGUGGCGUACUCGCGUUUCGCCAGGAUGGCGGAGAUGGAGGAGGCGCAGCACGAGAAAGAAGUAUUGAAGAAACAGAUCAGCGUGGAGAGGUCCGGCGGCGGGCUGUAAAAGAAAAUCCACGUUCUGCGGCAUCGUACCAAUCCUCGUGCGGUUCUUACGAGACUCGACGCAUCGACAACCGCCACGACGAACUAUCAUAGAAUCCUCGUUCACUCUGAAAUCGGAAUGUAGCCUCCUCUAAAGCAGGAUCGCCGCGAGUCCCUGUAUUUCGUACUUUCUACAACGACUAUCUCGUUGCAUCUACUUGAUUUAAAUCGGCGAUGGGCGAAAUUCGGGACAGAAACCUUCCUAUAACGAACAAUGACCUAUCCCGUUUCUCGUCGGAUUAAUAUUAGAUAUCUCGAUCGCUGAAUGAAACUUUAAUUAUAAAUAAACUGCUGCGCGUUGGUUCCGUUCGAAUUGAAACGCCCAUCUCUGGCUUCGAGGAUGAAAUCACACGAAUUUUAAUUUUAAUGUAAAUAUCUUGUAUACAGCGUUUUAGUUACACGAAAAUAGACGCGCCGUGUAUGUACAUACGCUUUAUCGCGAAACGCGACAGGAUCAGGAUGCAUCAACGACGGACGUACACCGGUCGAUAAAACUCAUGUCGAAUUACACAUUUGUUCUCACAUUGUAAACUUUUCAUGUAUAGGAUGCGAGUAUCUCAAUCGUCACAUACGUUAGGAACGUCACAAUUAGAGAAAAAAACGGAGCACAGGGCAGUUUGAUGAUGGUUUCGUCUCUAUUUCUUUUUUUUUUUUUUGCGUGAUAACUGCGUUUUCGCAUAGAACAACAAACAUACAGGUCGAAUCGGUCUCUAGGACUCGAUGAGACGGUUUUAUUUAUAAAUUAUAUUAAUUACUAUUGUAUAUUAGAACCAGUCUCUGCAUAGGUUUCCCUCCCCCGUUAUUUAAGUAAUUAUUAUACUUAUUUAAUUUAUUGCCGCUAAUGUCACGCAGUCACGACGUACACGAUCUAUCUUAGAGAUUAAUUUAUUUUACCAUCAUUAGUCAUUAUCAUUGACUUAAUAAAAAGUCGUAUUGAACUA